GUGAAUAAAUAAAAACGGAAAAAUUAAGAGGGAAAGGGAUCAUAUUUGCGGAGCAGCCUGACCCGGUUAAAUGACCCAUGUCACAAUAAACCCAGGGAGGAUGUACUAACUUUCUUUCUUCUUCAAAUUAGUAGAACAAUUAUUAUUCAGCUAAGUGAAGCUUCCAAUUUGGUUAAUCAAUGAAGAAGCUUCUAGAAUUCGGGAGAAAAGCAAUGUUCUAUAUUAGGGUUCUCUCAGGUUAUGAAGAACGUAGAAUUCGAUCUUAUCGAUUACAGCUUCAACAACGUCUCCAAGAGUUUCACAAGUGGGGUCUGGGGAGGGCAGAGUGUACGCAAACCUCUGACUAAUUACACAAGAUACCUGCCACCUCCCAAGAACAACGGGUGUCAGGCGGAACAAAGGAAGGAAGAAGUAAGGAAGAUGCCUGAGCAGGUGAUUUUAUCAGAAGUCAGGCGCAUGGUGGAAGAGAUGCAAGCUUUAAAUAAGAAGCUAGAAGAUACCGAGAUGGCUAUAAAUGAGUAUUUCAAGCCAUUAGACCAGCAAGCAGAGGAAGUAGUGAAAAUGCAACUUAAGGGAGAUGAGAAAAGAAAAGAUGAGCUGAUUGAGGCUAUGCAGAGGCAAGCAAUUCUCGAGAUGGCUCAAGCAGAGAAACAGAAAAACAUGCGAAUGCUAAACACAAACAAACAUGUCCAAGAGAAAGCAUCCACUGAGACACUUAAUCAGAAGAAAGAUAAUUUUGUAGAGAACUAAGUUCAUUAAAUUGGUACUGUGCGAGUUCAUAUGGUUUGCUUCACUGAACGACAUUAUUUUGGCAAUGCAAGAAAGAGGAAUCAGGUACUGUCCUAAGCAUCUGAUGAGUUUGUAACAAUAAAGAAUGACAAGUCUCCAGAUGCGGAUAUAAGAUUUUGAGUUUAUGAGUUCUGAAUUCUAGAAAAGACAGCUUAUGGGUUCUUGAUAAAUUAUCUAUACAUAUUUGAGUGAAUUUUUAAGCAGCAAUACGAGGUGUAGAUCAAAGCUACUGGGUUCCAAACUCGUAGACAGCCUUGUAACUCCGCUCCUGCAGGCCCUCCUCAUUCAUUUUAUUAACACAUGCCAGUUUUGAUUUUGAGAUGUUUACUUUGUUCCUGUAGGAAGUUUUAUGUUGAGGUGUUCUGUUCCUGUAAAAAUAUUCUUGGGAUGAUUAGUUUCAUUAUGUGGAUUUUGUAGUUUCUUCUAAUUGAAAUCAUCUUGGUUGAAGGCCU
This is a messenger RNA of Capsicum annuum, 1241 nucleotides long. RefSeq lists its product as uncharacterized. NCBI's taxonomy places the organism in Eukaryota, Viridiplantae, Streptophyta, Magnoliopsida, Solanales, Solanaceae. The transcript has 4 exons. The record is from RefSeq and is a predicted model, not a curated record. The coding region runs from base 241 to 750 and encodes 169 amino acids.